GUGUCUGUGUUUGAUCGUGUGAGGUGAGGUGUGAGGUGUCUGUCUUCGUUGAGGGGAGCGAGUAGGAGUCGCUGUGCCUACCUUGACCAUCAUGGUGCCUAACAUUCACCCUGCAGUUCCCCUCCUGCCCAGGGGGGCGGCGCCACUCCUGCUGCUUCUCAGCUGCCUGGUGCUCUCCUCUCAGGCUGACACCCUCCCCAAGCCCCCAACCUCUCUCAUAGUGACUGAGACCACAGCCACCAAUGUGACCCUCUCCUGGGACUCUGGGAACCCUGAACCUGUGUCCUUCUACAUUAUCCAGUACCGGCCUAAAACCACCUACAAAGGCUUCCAAGAGGUGGACGGAGUAGCUACCACCCGUUACAGCAUCGGCGGGCUCAGCCCCUACUCAGAGUAUGAGUUCCGUGUGAUGGCGGUGAACAACAUUGGGCGGGGGCCACCCUCUGACCCGGUAGAGACACGUACGGGGGAGCAGGCUCCCUCUUCACCCCCACUGUAUGUCCAGGUCCGCAUGAUAUCUUUCUCCCACUUGAUGGUCGAAUGGGAACCACCCGAGGAACCUAACGGACAGAUCAUGGGGUACCGUGUGUACUACGACACAGACAAGAAUGACACUCUGAGUGGGUGGAAGAAACACAGCACUGAAGACAGCCAAGUGACCAUCAUAUCAGAGCUGUAUCCUAACAUCAUCUACAAUCUCAGGGUGUUGGGGUUCACCUCUGUAGGGGACGGACCGCCCUCGGAAAUACUGCAGUUCAAGUCUCGGUAUGGAGUACGUUGUAUCCCUCCUCGGUUCUCCAUCCCACCUACCAACCAUGAGGUGAUGCCUGGGAGCAGUGUCAAUCUGAUUUGUGUUGCUAAGGGAACGCCCGUGCCCUAUGUCAAGUGGUUAAAGGGAGAAAUUGAACUCACCAAGGAGGAUGAGAUGCCCAUUGGUUGGAAUAUUCUGAAGUUGACAAUCGUCAAAGAGUCAGCCAACUACACCUGCGUGGCCAUGUCAUCACUGGGCAUGAUCAAGGCUACCGCUCAGGUCUCCGUCAAAGCCCUCCCCAAGCCCCCAACCUCUCUCAUAGUGACUGAGACCACAGCCACCAAUGUGACCCUCUCCUGGGACUCUGGGAACCCUGAACCUGUGUCCUUCUACAUUAUCCAGUACUGGCCUAAAACCAACUACACAGGCUUCCAAGAGGUGGACGGAGUAGCUACCACCAGUUACAGCAUCGGCGGGCUCAGCCCCUACUCAGAGUAUGAGUUCCGUGUGAUGGCGGUGAACAACAUUGGGCGGGGGCCACCCUCUGACCCGGUAGAGACCCGUAUGGGGAGCAGGCUCCCUCUUCACCCCCUGAAUGUCAAGGUUCGCAAGCUGUCUAUCUCCAACAUAAUGGUCCAAUGGGAACCACCCGAGAAACCUAACGGACAGAUCAUGGGGUACCGUGUGUACUACGACACAGACAAGAACGUCCCUCUGAGAUGGUGGAAGAAACACAGCACUGACGACAGCACAGUGACCAUCAUAUCAGGGCUGUAUCCUGACGCCACCUACAAUCUCAGGGUGCUGGGGUUCACCUCUGUAGGGGUCGGACCCCCCUCGGACAUACUGCAGUUCAAUACUCCGCAUGAAGGUGAAAGAGGAAGUGUGUGUUAG
Molecule: messenger RNA, 1645 nt
Organism: Coregonus clupeaformis (lake whitefish)
Lineage: Eukaryota; Metazoa; Chordata; Actinopteri; Salmoniformes; Salmonidae
Product: receptor-type tyrosine-protein phosphatase F-like
Exons: 9
Coding region: 92-1645 (517 amino acids)
Biological process (GO): cell-cell adhesion
Molecular function (GO): protein binding
Source: RefSeq, a predicted model, not a curated record